CCAGACUCACCACCUUAGCGGCCGACGGCCCGCGCGCGUGUGCUAGUGUUGUUUGCUGCCGCUGCUGAUAGCAGAGAAUGGCGAGCGCCGCCGAGCACCGCGUGCCGAUGCCGGCUGAUCCUCCCGCCGGCGACCGCAAGGCCGCGCAUCCUGAGAAGCGGCUGGACCGCUUCGUGCACUCGGUCGCGCCGAUGGAGAGGCUGGGAAACGCGCUGGGCAUGUUUGCGCUCGCGUGGGCGACCAUCGUCCUGCUCGGCGGCUACCCCACGCAGCUCCGCCGGCAACAUUUCUUGAUCACGACCAUCGUAAUUUUCAUGGAAGGCGUGGGGAAGUUCUGCCGCAACAAAAACAGGCUGGAUUACCAAUUGUUCUUCCGCACGAGAGGUGCCUUCAGGUCUCUUGGACCGGAUGCGCUGAUCUUACUCGUAUGUUUUUUCAAUGUUCUGGCGUGCAUUGACUCCAUAUGGGGAAAUAAUAAUGUAGUGGACAAACUGGCUUUGUUAAUGAUGAUACUUGUGAUUGGCACAAUUCUAUUUCCAGAGACUGCAAUACCACCCAUGUGCAACCCCCUACGCCACACACUAUCAUUAUGGAGCCCAGUGGUUGCAAUAGUACUGCUUUGCCCCUCUGUACUGUACAGGGUCGAUGAUGAUUCCAUUGACAGACUCAGUUUGAAAGCCUCAACUACCAAGCUGACAGUGUACCUGAUACUAUCUGUGGUCGUGCUUCUACUCACAGUAAGCAGGCUGCAGUUCCCAAGAAUAGUCAAACUAGUAGACUGCACUCUUGGUAACAAAAUAGUAUUUUGGCGUCGAGUUAUUAUGAACUUGUGCAUGUUGGCUGCAAUGGUAUUGCCCAUCGUCACUUCUCAUGGCGAUGUAAGAGGGGCGAUGAUCAUGUUAGACAUAUUUGGUCUAAUGAUAGCGUCAUUUGGCAACCUCCAGAUUCCUGCAGCAGUAGUGCGCAUUGGACUAGCACUGUGGGGCCUUAUAGUUAUAAGGCAAUACUCACACGAUGAUCAUGAAAAUGUUGACCAGACAAAUCUUGGGAAAUCCCAGUUAAUCUUUUAUUUGAUGGUGCUUGGCCAGGGAAUACUCUAUAUUGUUGGUGGCCUCCUUGAGAUUUUCUCGUUCAUCCUACGGCGAUCCCUCACCCGUCAUGCUGGAUUUAGAGGUCCCCAAGGAUUGGAAUAUGUCAAUUUAUACUAUGCAUAUGUCUUCGACAAAUGCAUGAAAGGGGCUGUGCUUGCUCCAGAGAAGACUAGCCUCAUCACAUUUGCUGUGGAUUCUUUAAAUUCAGGCUCACCCAAGAAGCAACUCUAUGGGCUUAAGAUGCUGCUCACCUUUCUCGAAAAGGAUCCCUUAAAGACCAAAGCCAUAUCGGAACUCACCACUUCCAUAAAGACAAUGACCUGCUUGAUCAGCAUGUUGGGUUGGACGUGUGAAGGGGAUAAAGAUAUUAGAUUAUGUGCUGCAAAGGUCACAGCCAAGCUCGCAGAUAACCUCUACAUUGUCCCUAUCCCUGGGGCAAUGCAGCUCAUAGCCUCACUUCUGGACACUACUCACCGGCAGAAAUUAAAGGAUCCUCUUCUGGACAUUGGCAGCCCUAAGGCAAAACAGGAUAGUCCGAUUCAACAAGUUAGAAGGAAUGGACAUACCUCCCCGAUGCUUAAAUGGUUGAAAGAGUUGUCAAUAUACUGUUUGAUUCCAAGGAAGGAGCCAACUAACAUGGAUGAACAAAAUUCCCAUGUACUCCGAUGCUGGAAGCGGAUUACAAAACGUUGGUCUGUUCCAGAGGAGGAGCCAUCGACAGAUCAAGAUCACCUACCUUUGUUGGGCAUGUUAAUUCUUGGCAAGCUUGCCAGCUUUGAUCUUGAGAACUGUAUAGAAAUCAGCAGAGCAACUGGCCUCAUCUCAAAGAUCAUAGAGUUCACAAGCAGCAGAACUGAAAUGACUAAUAUUAAUGAGACACAGCAGGCACUGCUGAAAGGUUCAUCACUGGAGCUGCUGACAAGAUUUUCAAGUACUAAAGGGGAAUUUGGUGUAAUUAUGCGUCAGAGGAUUUCAGAACAUCCCUUCCUUUUGAGCCAUCUUGCAGAUAUCUUGGAUGACAGUGGGAGUAGCCAAGAACUUAGGGAGCUCACGUCAGAACUCCUUAGAAACCUGGCCAUGGAGGGAAAUACAAAGGAGGAGAUUGGACAAAUCCGAGUGAUCAUUAGCAGGUUGAUGCAUGCAUUUCUCAGCCAAGAUGCACUCUCAAGUACGGAUUCAGGUCAGCGGCUACGAAUGAAAUCAGGACAAGCACUGGCAGUAUUGGCAAUGGAGAGUGCGAAUAACUGUUCCGUUAUGUUAGAAGAACCAGGGUACGUAUUCAUCAAGGAACUCACACUUAUGAUCCAUAGUGACAGGUACAGGUACGUAGCAUCAAUCUUGUUGCGGAAUAUGUGUGUGCAUGUUCGACCAGAGCUUUUCAACUCUGACCUGAAGGAAAUCUCCUACAUCGUGAGAGAGGUACUGGAAGGAAUAAUGGAUGCAGAAGGGAAAGAACUGGAGGUCCUUGUUGAUCUUAGUUCACAAAUAUAUAAUGCCACUCCAGACGAUUUUGCGCGAGAACUAGAGCAUGGUCAGAUUAAGGAGACAUUUAUAAAGAGGCUUGUCAAUGCACUUAACUCAAAUAUGGUACCCACUGCUCACUGUCCCGGCAUCAGGAGGGUGAUAGUUGAACAUGCCAUAUACAUGAUGGAAUCCAAUACGGUCUAUGCUAGCUGUUUCAAGAACUGUGGGAUGAUGGAAGCACUACUAGUGGUAGAGCGUACACCUUCAAGGGCUGAAAACUACAGGUUCUUCUCAGGUGAUGCAGGACUCAUGGAGCACAGCAUACCUCUAUCCACACUUGUGGCUAGAGCAAAAGAACUGAUGGACCGCGAGUAGCUACAAGGCAUCAGCAGUGAAGUGUCACCUGAGUAUGUGUUUAGAAGAUAUUGUACUCCUACUAAUAGUAUAUACUGGGACUUGUAGGCUCAAUUUUUGCUCACGACAGUAGCAAGUUACACCAAGGAGAUCCCAGGAAACUAGAAUUGAUAUUAAGCAUUUAAUUUGUGUAUAACAAGUCACAAUGUGUAUCAUGAUGAUGGCAACUUAAAUAAUGGAUGUAAGA
Messenger RNA from Triticum aestivum (bread wheat), 3156 nucleotides. RefSeq lists its product as uncharacterized. The record is from RefSeq and is a predicted model, not a curated record. Bases 78 to 2930 code for a protein of 950 amino acids. The transcript is spliced from 3 exons. NCBI's taxonomy places the organism in Eukaryota, Viridiplantae, Streptophyta, Magnoliopsida, Poales, Poaceae.